This is a messenger RNA of Spirodela intermedia, 4040 nucleotides long. NCBI's taxonomy places the organism in Eukaryota, Viridiplantae, Streptophyta, Magnoliopsida, Alismatales, Araceae. The record is from the annotation of a GenBank genome assembly.
AUGAGGACCACACCAUCGGUGCUAGGUACUUUUGUGUCAGCCAAAUAUGGUGAGUGGGCUCGACAGCCGGCUGACAUCAAAGGAGUCAAACGAUGGGCAGACUGGCAGCGACAUUGGUUGGAGAUGGUGCCUCUUAUUCGUUGGCGAGUGGGGCGAGGCGAGAUCAGUGCCUGGUACGACACUUGGCUAGAGGACACACCAUUGGCCUGUUUUACCACUUUCACAUCUUCUUGGCCUCGCUUGACGGUAGCCCAGCUUCUCCAAGGAGACACUCGUCUACUUAUUGAGAGGCAUGGACUACCGUCGGACUUGUUACCAGCCAUCACCAUGACUGAGAUGAGUUUUACUGAGGACCAACCCAUCUGGACACUUACCAUAGAUGGCAGUUUCUCUUGUAGCUCCUCUUGGGAGCACUUUAGAAACCGCUCCCCAAAGACAUUUUGGGGAAAUCUCAUAUGGCAUCCGGCCAUCACACCUCGUGUUUCGUUCUUCCUGUGGAAGUUCAUGCACCGAGGACUACCCACCGACGAUCGAGUGAUUGUCACCGAUCAGGAGGUGGAAAGGAAAUGUCAUUGUUGCUCCAUCACGACAGACGAAAGUAUGGAACAUUUAUUUUUCCAUAGUGAUAUCGCUGUCGAGUGUUGGCGUCAACUUCUAGCGAAUUGGCUUCCAAUGCUCUCGUACAGACCUACGAGACCACCACUAGAGGUCUUUAGGAGAGUCUUUGACUCACCGACGAGUGUCAAGGUUUGUCCUUUCAUCCGUAUCUCCAUAGCAUAUAUGUUAUGGGAAAUAUGGAAGGGACGUAACUCAUCUCGAUAUGCAGGCCAAGUGAUGCGUGCCACAGAGAUUAUGAGGCACGUAACACAAUGGCUUCGGAGUACUCAUUCCUUAGUGCCAAAUAAAACGAAACGCUCGCGUUCUGUUUGUGAGGCUUUUGGGCUUUGGGGACUCCAUAUCAUACCUACACAGACCUGGACUACUGUCCGAUCUGUUAGAUGGACACCACCGAGGGCUGGACAGUGGAAACUCAACGUCGACGGAGCAUCUCAAGGCAACCCAGGAUCAUCUGGAGGAGGCGGUAUCUUACGCGAUAGUACAGGAUGCAUUCUCUUUGCCUUUUCGAACUUUUAUAAUAUACAAACUAAUACUGUGGCAGAGGCUAUGGCAAUACGGGAUGGUUUGUUUCUUUGUGAGGAGCAAAAUAUUACUAACAUUGUCUUAGAAUCUGAUUUCAAAGUGUUAGUGGACAUGUUACGUGCAGACUCUUGUCCUCAUUGGAGGCUCAAGAAUAUCUGGGCAGACAUCAUGCGAUGUCGAGGACGCAUCACAACUAUUACGCAUCAAUUCCGAGAAGGGAAUCAGACAGCUGACGCCCUUGCUGCGCAUGGAGUCAGAUCGCGUCGGAGGACAGUCUUCUCUUUUUGGCAGGACAUGCCCCUGGAAGCCCGAGGUGCUCAUAGACUUGAGCGACUCGGCAUACCCUCUUUACGCAUACACCGCACUCCACUACCGGCCUCUCCACGACAGUGGCGUAUUGCUUGGAGGAGAUCAGGGGUGGUUACUAUUGGCCGCUGAAGACCACAAUGGAGAUACAGCACAACACGGACAACAAGGCACAUCGUAAUCCACUCGGGUACAUUACUUCCAAUCAUUACUCUCCUCAUAAUCACAUCACAUCUACUAUCUAUCAUGCUCAAGUAGUGAGGACAUAGAACUAUCAGCAUAUGUUGGCAUCGGCCCACUUUUGAACUAUAGGUCUAUAGCACAUCAGACCUGCCAAACUAGUUGUGAAUCGGCAACCUAGCACCUCUCUCAAGAUCUUAUUAGUACCAUCAGCCAGCUUGAACCCAUGAGAAGGUAAAGAUCUAUAUCCAUAGGAUUGACCCUCUCUCCUCUCUCUCUCUCUCGAUUCUCUAUUUCUUUCUCCCUCCCUUUCUCUCUCUAGGAAAAAAAAAAAAAAAAAAAAAAAAAGACAGCCUACUUCUUUUCCCGGAAUCACUAGCCCAUCAUAGACAAUUAGUGGAGGGUGAGGGAAAGGGCCCUAAAACCAAAAAAAAAAAAAAAAAAAAAAGGGCAACCUUUUUCCCUUCCCUUAAUCACUAGCCUAAUGUACACCAAAUAAUGGGCAUUAGUGGAGGGUAAAAGAAGAGGCCCUCAAGGAGAGAGAAAGAAGAGAGAGAGAAUAAGAGAAAAGAAAAGAGUUAGAACCAGAGACCAAGUCAUUCCUCGUGGGGUGAAAGGUCCCUUACCUACUUAGAGGAAGUACGGCAACUGAUGAUACUAACAAGAUCUUGGCCAGAGGGAUUAGGCGCGUGCAACACUAGCAAGGCAAGUUCAUAUUUGGGCUUAUUGUCAUGCUUCAGCAUAGUUCUAUCCUCCUCACUGCCCUAAUCACUCUUUUCUCACCACUUUAUAUCAAUUUAUUUAUCUCUUAGAAUCACUUACUGCAGCAAACUCUUGUCUUGCAGGAACAUUGCAUGGCGCACAACAUGGAGCUCUCGUCCUACUCCUGUUGAGCAGAUCUUCCAACUUUCAUGAACUCAAAGUUCAACCCAAUGCAAAUCAAUCACCUUCCUCAAAUAUGAUGAACGCCUUGGAGCCUAUCUCCAGUAUCAUCACAUCCCCUCUUCAAAAGAGGUCUUUCAUUCUUCAUGUCAUCCUCGCCCCUUGUGCGAAUGAGAUCCCACUUAUGUAACCUCGGAAUGAGGUCAAACUUUUAUCACUCAAUCAAAUUUCUUCUUCAAAAAAAAAAAAAAAAAAAAAAAAAAAAAAAAAAAAAAAAAAAAAAAAAAAAAAAAACCCUAAACCCUAAACCCUAACCCCCCUAAGUGGGAGAGUUGCCACCGGAUCCCAUAAGAACUCCGGAGUUAAGUGUGCUCGGGUGGGAGCAGUCACCGGAUGGGUGACCUCCCUGGGAAGUCCCAAGGUACGUGUGCAUGCGUUGCGAGACGCUUGCUGUGCAUGUGCUGAAAGGCACCGCUGCAUUAUCGUGCCGCCAGGCACGUGUUACGAACCCCUCCAACACCAUGCCAAGAUGCUUCGAGUUUCGAAGAACGUGCCGAGAGGCACCCCUGCCACCAUGCCGAGAGGCAUAUGUGGCAACCAUCUCACCAUGCCAAGAUGCCCCCAGCUCCGAAGAACGUGCCAAGAGGCACCCCUGCCACCAUGCCGAGAGGCAUAUGUGAAGUUCGGAUUGGUGAAGUGCUUGGGCAUGUGAAGUACCGGGAUUGGUGACCUCCCGAGAAGUUCGGCCCAAGACAGUUAUCCCAAAAAAAAACCCUAAACCCUAAACAUUUGGACACACUUGGACACACUUCAACAAAUUUACCAACAUUACUACAAGGCUGGAUUAUUUACCAACUAAAAAUUUACCAACAUUACUACAGCCGGGCCCACAAGCGGGUCGGAAGCUCAGUCAGGGAGUAGCCGCGAGCAGCGGCUCGAGCGGCUUGGACUGAUAGGGCCACGUGUGCGCCACUCCCCUUCCACGUCACCGGUGGCCAGCUGGCUGUAGAGCAAGGAGUGGUCGUACACGCGAGAGAAGGAACUUUGCUUAGAAACGUAACAUUACUAUAUAUUUGCCCAAAAAAUCAGCGCACAACUGAUGUGGGACUAAACCCGCGUCAUACCUUCCUCAGACGGGGUAGACAACCGGCGCGGGUUCGAAUCCUCCCAGAGUCAAAAUUCAUAUAUUUUUAUCUGAUUAUCGCGACUUUCCUGCAGAUCGCCGGUGAAGGAUUAAGCAACGAGAAUCGCUGGAUCAUCGGCGAAAAUCUCGUCAACGCGAUUCGCGGAGCAUUGCUACUAAAAUUGCUGAACGAUUCGCGAUAAAAGGAUCACGAAUCCAUCAAGUAAAUGAUCUCCGAUUGAUCGACGAACAAGCCGUCGUCGGGAAGAGGACGAUCCGCCAGGAGACGAGUCGCCACCUCCUGAGAGCGUACCAGAUGCGAUGAAGAGCCUCCUCUUGCUGAGCGGACCUGAGGAUGAAGCUCCCUGACACGCGCCCCACCUCCAUCCAGCUCCUCUCCGUCGGGUGA